Messenger RNA from Cynara cardunculus var. scolymus (artichoke), 1499 nucleotides. RefSeq names its product transcription factor bHLH18-like. NCBI's taxonomy places the organism in Eukaryota, Viridiplantae, Streptophyta, Magnoliopsida, Asterales, Asteraceae. The coding region runs from base 90 to 1055 and encodes 321 amino acids. The transcript is spliced from 5 exons. The record is from RefSeq and is a predicted model, not a curated record. Gene Ontology annotation, molecular function: protein dimerization activity.
AUAUUGCAUCAAAUCAUGAACCCUAAUCUGGGUAUUUCUUCGAUUUCAUGUCAAGUCUAGAUUGGAACUGACAAUCACAUACUAAAGUGAUGGAUAUGUCGUCAGCUUGGCUACCAGAACUGGAAAUGCAAGAUCAAGGGUUCAUGAAUCAAUAUCAGAUGAAUAAACCUUAUCAUCAUCUGAUGGAUGACUUCAGCGUUGAUUCAUUUUCCUCAGAAAGCUACACAGAAAACCCAUCUUUUAUCGAUCAAUCUUUUCAAACUCCAAAGAAUGUUGAAGAACCAUCCAAUAUCAAGCAACUAUCUAGUUACAAAAAAGCCAAUAGUAUUAACAAGAAAUUUACUCCAACCGAAAAACCGAAGCCAAAGCUAGUUUCUGAUACUCCUAACCCUUUCACCAUAUCUUUUGGAGAUAUAAAGCCUAAAGAUGAGAUCCUUACUUUUAGUGAUUCAUUUGGUUGCACAGCAGCUGGUACCAAAAAGGUUCCGACCAUGAUCAGGAACCCGAUUCAAGUUCAAGAUCAUGUAUUGGCUGAGAGGAAGAGAAGAGAAAAGUUGGCUCAACGGUUUAUUUCUUUGUCUUCUCUCCUUCCUGACCUGAAGAAGAUGGAUAAGGCAACUGUAUUAGAAGACGCCGCUAAUUACAUACAAGAACUCCAAGGUCGUGUGAAGGAGCUUGAGGGAUCAUCAGGCUUGAAGAGAAAGAGCCUGCACGAAUCAGUUAUAUCCGCUAAGCGAUCAAGGCUUAGUUGUAGUGAUGAUGAUGGUUCUUCUUCUAAUGAAGCAAACUUUGAAGAGAGUAGUAGCCCUUGCAAUCCAGAGAUUGAAGUGAGGAUGUCCGGAUGUAGUCUGCUAAUAGAAAUCUACAGCCGGAACAACUGCACAUCAUUGGUGAAAGUGUUAAGCGAGAUGCAGAAGCUUGGUUUAUCUGUCAUCAGUAGCAGCACCAUGCCGUUUGCUGAUACCACUCUUCUUAUCACCGUUGUUGCUCAGAAGAAUGAUGACUUCGUCAUGUCAUCAACUGAUCUUGUGAAGAACCUGCAGCUAGCAAUUUGAACUUCUAACUCAACAUGCAAUUCAGAGUUCGAUAAUUCCGUGCAUCCUUUUUCUUCUUUUCCCACGGAGAGCUGAAUGUGAGUAAACCAGGGAUAAGAACUUCUGUCGAUUAUUGCUGGCUGACAACAUCCUUGUUAAUUUGAUCAUCAAACAACUCAUAUGUGCAACGUAUGAACGUGGACAAGCUUCAACCUACUCAGAAAGGAAAAGGAAAUUGAGAAAAAUUGCGUCCCCUUGAUUUGGUCUUUUCAAGUUUUCUUGAACAAGCAUAACAGUACUCUGAAACACUAGAAAAAAUUAAUUCUCAGUUUAAUUCCAUGAGAACCCUUCUUUUGUGGUAGAUAACUUCGUCCUUCUUUAUUUCUGCAUUAACCUCCUUAAUCUUAAUAGUUUCAGAUUUUUACAAGGGUUUAGCUGCAUCUUUUCGUGGAUGACCACGUUUAU